Molecule: messenger RNA, 2071 nt
Organism: Ostreococcus lucimarinus CCE9901
Lineage: Eukaryota; Viridiplantae; Chlorophyta; Mamiellophyceae; Mamiellales; Bathycoccaceae
Product: thioredoxin reductase, putative selenoenzyme
Exons: 1
Coding region: 191-1702 (503 amino acids)
Biological process (GO): glutathione metabolic process; cellular response to oxidative stress; cell redox homeostasis
Cellular component (GO): cytosol; mitochondrion
Molecular function (GO): thioredoxin-disulfide reductase (NADPH) activity; flavin adenine dinucleotide binding; glutathione-disulfide reductase (NADPH) activity
Source: RefSeq, a predicted model, not a curated record
UCGCGCGCGCGCCUCGCCGCGAACCGCGUCCCGGUCGCCGCGCGCGUCGAGCCGCGUCAUCUCGCUCACCACGCGCGUCGCGCGCGCGCGCCGCGCGCUCCCGACGUUCCGUCGCGCGUUUUCAAUCCUCACCGGCGUCGACCUCCCCGCGCCGCGAUCGCGCGCACCGCCGUCGUUCGGCGCGCCCGCGAUGACGGAGACGUCGUGUAAGGGCGACCACGGGCACGAGUACGACGUCGUCGUCAUCGGCGGUGGCUCCGGCGGGCUCGCCGCGGCGAAAGAAGCGGCGAAACACGGCGCGAAAACGAUGUGUCUGGACUUCGUCAAGCCGAGCCCGGCGGGGACGACGUGGGGACUCGGCGGGACGUGCGUGAACGUCGGAUGCAUCCCGAAGAAGCUCAUGCAUCAAGCGGGGAUCCUGGGAGAGUCGUUCAGCGAUGCGCGGGAGUACGGGUGGAAACUCGCGAGCGAAGGACACGAUUGGGGGAAGAUGGUGGAACAGAUUCAAAACCACAUCGGGUCGCUGAAUUUCGGGUAUCGCACGACGCUGCGAGAGAAGAACGUGACGUACGUGAACGCGUACGGACGGUUUAAGGAUAAGAAUACGAUCAUCGCGACGAAAAAGAAUGGACAAGAACAGGUGAUCACGACGGAUAAAGUGGUCGUCGCGGUGGGAGGACGACCGUCGUAUCCCGACGCGCCGGGGGCGAAGGAAUGUUGCAUCACGAGCGACGAUAUUUUUUCCAAGCCCGAGGCGCCGGGGAAGACGCUGUGCGUGGGCGCGUCGUACAUCUCGCUCGAAACCGCUGGGUUCUUGACCGCGCUUGGGUUUGACACGGCGGUGGCGAUUCGAUCGAUUCCGCUGCGUGGAUUUGAUCAAGAAGUCGCGGAGAAGAUUGUCAAGUACAUGGGCGAGCACGGCACGCGCUUCUUACGCGAUUCGCAACCGACGGUGUUCGAAAAGCAAGAGGAUGGCAAGAUCAAAGUAACGUUUGAAAACACCAUGUUCGGAAACACGUUUGAGGAAACUUUCGACACCGUCGUGUGCGCCGUCGGAAGAGACGCGGUUACGGAAGGCUUGGACCUUCCCGCGGCUGGCGUCGAGUUCAACCCGAAGAACGGUAAAAUCGCGUGCGUAGACGAGCAAACCAACGUGGAUAACAUUUACGCCAUCGGCGACGUGCUCGACACGCGCCAAGAGCUCACGCCCGUAGCCAUCAAGGCGGGUGUGCGGCUGAUGCGACGCGUCUUCGCGGAUACUCCGUACAAGGAAAAGAUGAACUACGACCUCGUGCCCACGACUGUCUUCACUCCGCUCGAGUACGGCACGAUUGGCAUGAGCGAAGAGCUCGCGGUGGAGACGUACGGCGCGGAUAAUGUCGAGUGCUACGUGUCUUACUUCAAGCCUUUGGAGUGGACGUUGAACCACGAGGAGCACAAAGGCGUGCCCGUUCGCGGCGACAACGCGUGCUACGUCAAGCUCAUCACCAAUUUGGCUGACGACGAGCGCGUUGUUGGUUUCCAUUACUUGGGACCGAAUGCCGGGGAGGUGACGCAAGGCUACGCCGUAGCGAUGAAGAUGGGCGCGACGAAGAAAGACUUCGAUGAGACGGUCGGCAUUCACCCGACGGUUUCCGAAGAGUUUACGAUUCUCGAAAUCACGAAGCGCAGUGGCAUCGACCCCACAAAGAAAGGCUGCUGAGGAUAAGUCAGCCACCGUGCGCGUGGAGUAGAGUGGAAACUGGGGCGCAUUUUGCCCAUUCGGCUCUUUCCAUACGGUGGCUCGCUUUCGCUAUGAAACACGAAAGCUCUCUCUGCGCAAUUCGAUCAAUGAGGAAACCAGAAACAGUGACGAUGAACGUCGUAAACACACUCAAUGUGUCGACGUCAUUUGAUGAAGCUGGUUUCAUUCUCGAAUGUUCAUGCGAACACGAUUUCUCGCGCAAAUCUAUUUUGCGCGACGAGCGAAAGAUCGCUUCGCGAACGCGAGAACCAUGAUUGAGAUGCGUUAGGGAUCAACAGCAACGAUCAUUGCAUACUUUGUAUUACAGACGUUUACAGACCUACGUCA